Messenger RNA from Medioppia subpectinata, 450 nucleotides. The record is from the annotation of a GenBank genome assembly. NCBI's taxonomy places the organism in Eukaryota, Metazoa, Arthropoda, Arachnida, Sarcoptiformes, Oppiidae.
CUUCGUUUAGCUUUCUAUAAGUUUGUUAGUGAUAUGGCAUUGAAUUGUCCGACAUAUUUAUUUGGCCAACAAUUUGCCCGAAAUAUAGCAACUCAUACCCAAAAUGUCCACUUUUAUGAACUGACUUAUGGACACAGAUCUACAAUCGAGUCGUUUGGUUACGAUCCGGACUCUUUGGCCAUCAAUCACGGCAUCGAUACAACCUAUGUGUUUGGUAUACCACUGGAUGUACCAUGGUCAUUUUCAGAUAGCGAUUAUGAGUUCAGUCGCUAUGCUAUGAGAUUGUGGACUGAUUUUGCAAAAUACGGUAAAGCGGACAACAAUUGGCCGAAGCUUUUGACAAACAAUACAUUUAUUAUCAAAGACUUGAAUCCAUUGAAUACGAGCCGAGUAUUGGAUAAUCCCUUUCACAGCACUUGUGAUGGCUUUUGGAGGGAUUAUUAUUUGUAA